Molecule: messenger RNA, 814 nt
Organism: Paramecium octaurelia
Lineage: Eukaryota; Ciliophora; Oligohymenophorea; Peniculida; Parameciidae
Source: the annotation of a GenBank genome assembly
AUGACAUUUAUUGACAUUAGAUAAUUUGAAUGGAAAAGAGAAAUGAGAAUUCUUAUUCUGCUUUAAUAAAGGCAUUAGAAUAUUGGAGUGAUGUUUCAAAAGCUCACACUAAAUGGAUAAGUUUUUGGAGUAUGCUUAGAAUUUAUAAAUAUUAUCAAUUCUAUGGUCCAAUUCCAUAUUGAGUUAGUUUCUCAUCAAACCCAGGACUUUCAUAUGGUAGUCAUCAAAACCACAAAUUCAAUCAUAAAUAGCAAGUUCUAUGGGUUGAUUGUACCUAUACUUUCUUGGCUUGGUAAAGGGUUCCAAAAACUCAUGCAGUCUCAAAGGUAUGCGAUAAAUGGAUUAAAACAUUUUUAAAUCAUAACUCAAAAAAAUUUAAUAUCAAUAUAUAGCCAACCUUAAAGUAGUUAACAUGAGUAAUACCUUUUUAUAAAUUUAGUGUUCCUUCUGAAAAAGUCUUCAUUUUGAUUUCCGAUACAGUUCCAAUAUUCUUUAUUGCUUAGGAUGAUUGUAAUUACUGGAAGAAUGAUAAAAUUCCUUAUACAACAGAUAUUUAAGAUAAAGAUGGCUACACUGAAUUUUUUAAGAAGGUUUCAAUAAAAUAUUCACAUGAGCAAGGUAAAGAGGAUAUAUGAUGAGCAAAGAUGCUCCAAAAUUUAAGAGCUUGGAUGAUAUGAAAAGGUUCACUAGUUACAUGAUUAUAAAAUUGAUGAAAUCGAGGUAAAGAUCCUGGAAAUGCCAUUUGAAAUAGAUUAUAUUUAUACAAAGCGAUGAAUAGUGCCAUUUUGGACUAAUCCACGAAUUCAAAGAUUGA